AUGUCACAGCAUUUUAUGACCGUAUGUGUAGUGUGUGUAUUAUGUGCAUCACACAUACCCUGUUCAGCACAUACAACAAUAUCAUCAGUAUUAAAAGCAUCAUUAGUGACUGAAAAAAAAGAUUUUGUUUCUAAUACUCUUUUCACGGAACAAUUGAAUACACUUGAUAAGAUUAAUUAUAAUUAUAAUGAUAAAGUUAAUAUUAACUAUGAAAACAAAAAAAAAAACAGAAAGAAAAAAACUCAUAAUGACAAAUUAAAACAAUAUGAUGACAAUGAUUAUCAAGUACAUCACGAUAAUAAUUAUAAUUUGCUAGAAAAUAAAGAAAUUAUGGAAAGACUUGGUCAAACACCAUCGCAAACAAAUGAAAAUUUAUUUGUAAGCAAGAAUAAUGUCAAUAGCUAUAAAAAGGGAAAUCAAAGAGAUAAGAGGCACGUUGAAACUGAAGAAAAAUAUUACUUGAAAAAAAUAUUUGACACUUAUGGUGAUGGCAAUAGUUUAACUAUGGAUGGUUUUGAAGUUAUGUUAAAACAACUAGGACUUUUUAAAUUAAUUGUAAAACAUGGACUCAAUGACAAUAACAAUUCAGUUUAUAACGAAACAUCUGCUGAUUCUCCUAAAAGUCAAUCUAAUUCGUCAAUACCUAAAAACAGUAACAAUAAUAGUGAAAAUUAUAUGAAUAGUAAGGAUGAGUGUGCCAACAAAAAUCAAGUUUUGGCAAGUAUUUCAUCUGAUAUCGAUUUAUCAACUUCAACGAAAAAUGAUACAAUAUUACCUGGAUGGUUAUUUGAACGAUUAUGUCCUGUUUUACUAUAUCAUUUAGCUAGCAAUUCGAGAUCAGAAAAAGAAGGUUGCAUUUCAUUACCUAAUAACUAUCACGAAAUGCAUAGUCAUGAAUAUUUUGAAGAAGAAUCACGGGAUAUGGUCCAAGUGUGGGUUUAUGCAACGAUAAGUAUUGUAGUAAUCAGUUUAUGUGGAUUACUUGGAGUUGCCGUUAUUCCCGUAAUGGGUAAAAGUUAUUAUCAUCAAUUAAUACAAUUUCUUGUUGCCCUUGCUAUUGGUACUUUGUGUGGAGAUGCACUUAUACAUUUAUUACCUCAUGCAAUGAUGGCACCUCAUAGUCAUGAUGAAGGUAAUACAGUACAUGUUGAAAUCAAUAGCGAAGAAUCACAUAAUUCAAAUAUGUGGAAAGGUUUAGUUGCCAUGAUGGGAUUGAUAAUGUUCUUUUUUAUGGAAAAGGCUUUGUCAAUGAUUUCCGAAUGGCGAAAAUAUCGUCAAAGAAAAAAUAAGUUACCAACACGAGUACGUGUCAUGAGAGAACCAGAAGGCGUAAAAACUAGUCCAGUUGGUGAGAAAUUAUGUAAACAUAAAUAUUCGUCAUAUCCAUAUUGUUAUGGUGAAAUAACUACUGAAACUCGUGAUAAUCAUCAUGAACAUCAUGAACACUAUGACAAAGAGCGGUUACCGUCAAUUGAAGAAGCUAAGCCAUUAACAUCUGAUCCUACCAAUCAAUUACCUAAAAUAAUAACAGAUGACUUAGAUAAAAACAAUCACGAUAACUGGGCUAUUGAUGAUCAUAAAGUUAAUAAUACCCACAAAAAUAUUGAUAAAGAAAAUUUAGAUAACCCACAAGUCGAUGAACGUGAAAGUUAUACUGUUAUUAUUCGUGAACAUGAAAAUAAACAUCACGGGCAUACACAUUCUCAUGGACACGUUCAUGCAGCGCCUGAUUCAAUGUCGAGUGUAGCAUGGAUGGUAAUAAUGGGUGAUGGUUUACAUAAUUUUACCGAUGGUAUGGCAAUAGGAGCGGCAUUUUCGGCAAAUAUUGCUGGUGGUUUUUCUACCGCAAUAGCUGUUUUUUGUCAUGAAUUACCUCAUGAAUUGGGUGAUUUCGCAGUACUUUUAAAAGCAGGAAUGAGUGCUAAGCAAGCAGUAUUUUAUAAUUUAUUAUCAUCAGUGCUAUGUUUAUUUGGCAUGAUUUUUGGAGUAUUGUUGGGUGCUAUGCCAUCAACUACCAAUUGGAUUUUUGCAGCUGCCGCUGGAAUGUUCAUUUAUAUUGCACUUGUUGACAUGAUACCAGAAUUAUCUUCUGGACAUUCAGAAGAAGGCGGUUCACAUUGGCAGUGUUUAUUGCAAGCACUUGGUCUAAUUACUGGUUUGGGAAUUAUGUUAAUAAUUGCUCUUUACGAAAAUGACCUUAGAAAUAUUUUUAGUGAUUAG
Molecule: messenger RNA, 2220 nt
Organism: Cotesia congregata
Lineage: Eukaryota; Metazoa; Arthropoda; Insecta; Hymenoptera; Braconidae
Source: the annotation of a GenBank genome assembly